AUGGCCGACAACAGCUCUAAUUUCCCCCUGUUUGUGGCGCAGGAAACCCUCUGCACGUACCCCAUCAGCACCAUCUACAACAGCUGCCCUCGAUACCUGUACUAUGUGCUGCUCUUCGUCAGCUGCGCAACGCGAUGGCGAGGCUGGCUGGCCGAUGUCUUCCUCGGGACUGCCGCAACAUACGCCGGAACAUCCGCCAUUCAGGCCUUCAUCCUCGUCGCUAGCCGUCGCCGGAACCCCAGCCCGGCGUUCGUCGACAUCCCAUCCGUACCGAGUAACACCAGCUUAGUCCAGUACUUCCCAUCCAUUGUGACUGGACAGGCACAGGUGUCCCUCCGUCCGGCAGCCCAGGACCUCGACGCCGACGCGGUCCUGGCCAUCGUGGUGACGGGCUAUUUGGUGUUCCUCCCCCUGCAGUGCUGGUCGCGCAGCCUGCAAUACAAACGCUCCAAGUACGCAGUCUUGUUUCUUUGGAACCUGCUCAUGCUGGCGGGGUCGAUCUGUGCGCUGGUAUACUGGCCGGCAUUGGAGAAAACGCCUCCGCAAUACAUGUUCUGCAACCCGUCGUUUCCGCCGUUUAACAAGACUACCAGUGAUGGAUGGCAGUCGAAUUUCUGGGUGUCGAGCUGGAAUGAUACGGUAUGGAGCAUUUUCAGCAACGCGACCCGUUUUCAGGAACUCGAAAGUCUCUGCUUUUAUCCCUGCUUCAACACCAGUCAGGUUCUGCGGCAGACCACCUCGCUGCAAGGCAGCGUGGCCGUGGAUGAGCUGAGCGAGGCAUCCCAGCGCGGUCUCUGGAAUAAGGUCUCCAUUUCGAGAGGUUACAUAUACGCCCUACUCUCCGUCUCCGUCGGUCUCAACUUCCUGCUGAUGAGCUUCCAAUUUAUCGCUUACCCUUCGCACAUCCCAUCGCUUCAUGCGUCGGUGAUCUGGACAAAUCGCAAAUCCAUCUACUCGGGUCUGAAGAGCGACCUUCGACAGUCGGUCGCUGAGUCGAAGGAGUUUCUACACUCCUGGUCUGGACCUUUUCUGAACCGGGUGCGACACAUGCGCAAACUCUUCAGUGCGGAGCAUAACCGGCUUUGGAUAUGCCCAUUUAUCGACAUCAUAUAUCUGGCCGCUUUCAUGCUCAGCGUCGUGGUGAGUCCCUUCACCAUAAUCGCCUUUGUAGUGUGGAUUGAAUGGUACAUCCACAACGACGGACCACCGCAGGAGAAUAUCCAGCAGGUCGGUCAGUGGUCUCCCCUGGUGGCUCUAGCGUUGGUGAUGAUCUCGGGCGGAAUUCUACGGCUGCGGUAUCGUCUGGCCUCAGCGGAUGAGUUGGAUCAUGAAAUCGAAAAGACAAGAUCACAACUGGAAAAAUUAGAGCAGUUAAAACGGACGGAGUCAGCCAAAAUACCGCACAACGUUGCCGUUUCACUGGAGUAG
Messenger RNA from Aspergillus tanneri, 1428 nucleotides. RefSeq lists its product as uncharacterized. Bases 1 to 1428 code for a protein of 475 amino acids. The transcript has a single exon. The record is from RefSeq and is a predicted model, not a curated record. Lineage: Eukaryota; Fungi; Ascomycota; Eurotiomycetes; Eurotiales; Aspergillaceae.